Molecule: messenger RNA, 2627 nt
Organism: Raphanus sativus (radish)
Lineage: Eukaryota; Viridiplantae; Streptophyta; Magnoliopsida; Brassicales; Brassicaceae
Product: PHD finger protein MALE MEIOCYTE DEATH 1
Exons: 3
Coding region: 265-2424 (719 amino acids)
Source: RefSeq, a predicted model, not a curated record
GUAGUUACAGCGUAACAAACUUACAGUUACAAAAUGUACGGUCAGUAUGCAUCUAAAAACCAAAUCAAUCUUCAACCGUUAGAUCUUGACGAGAUGAUAACAGACUCCGUUUCGUCAAAACAGACUCCAUUUCGUUCCAAAUUGAAGCGCCUAAAAAACUCCACAGAGUGACUGAGAGCGAGAGAUCAGUCUUCUUCGUCGUCUUCGAUCGGUGAUGAAACCUCAAAAACCCUAGCUUUCACACCAAUCGAUCAAAACGAAACGAUGCCGCCGCUUCCGAUAAUCGAAACCUGCCGCAAGCGAAAGAGGAGGCCGAGCGUGUACAGUCUCCAGCGAUUGGGAGAAGAAGAGUUCCCGAUCAGCCGGAGCGGGAGCUUCCGAGACAACGUCAGGGUUUUUCUCCGGGAGUUCGCGGAGGUCGAGGAGUACAACGUCCGCGGAUCGCCUGUUUGGUGCACGCUUCUGAAUCACGAGGCGAAGAGCUCAGUGAUUCCUCUCUACGUCAUCGAAGAAGACGUCGUUCGAUCCUCCGAACCCUACUGUGAUCACUGCAGGUGCACAGGAUGGAGCAAUCACUUUGUGUCAAAGCGAAAGUAUCAUUUUAUAAUACCGGUUGAGAGCGAGUGGAGUAUGCCUCUAGAAGAUGAUGUAUUCGAUCUGCAAACGCAUCUUCUACAUGGAGUGAUUCACACUAACGGGUUUGGUCAUUUGAUCUGCGUCAAUGGCUUGGAGGGAGGAUCGAGGUACUUGUGCGGGAGAGAGACGGUUGAUCUUUGGGAUCGAAUUUGCACUAGCCUCGGAGCAAGGAUGGUAACUGUUGAGGAUUCGUGUAAGAAGAGGUCUUUGGAUCUUCGGUUGCUGUACGGUGUGGCGUAUGGACACUCGUGGUUUGGGAGAUGGGGAUACAAGUUCUGUCGUGGGAGUUACGGUGUGACGAAGAACGAUUACGAGAAUGCUAUAGAGCUUCUUGGCUCCCUUGAGCUUGAUCAGAUUGAGAUUGAUUUUGGUGAGCAUAAACAGUGCAAAAGGAUCAAGCAGGUUUUCCGGUACUACAGAGAGAUGAGUGAAGGGCACUUGAAGACGUUGAAAGAUCUCUUGCGGUUCAUCCUUAUCAUCAAGUCCCACGCUCCUCAAAAGAACAAGCUUCACGCUGCUCCUGCUCCUCCUUCUCUCUCAACUGAUUCUCCUCAUAAGAAACUAUCAAACAGGUCGUUUAUGAAGAAAAGCGAUGCCGUGGAGAACGAGAAGUCUCAGGGAUACAGGAGUUACAGCACCGUGGCAGCUAAUUUGGGAAGUAGAUGGCCUGUGAGGAGACUGGAGUAUGCUGCUGGAGUCAUUGUGGAGGCACUAAAAGAGAUGAAAGCACGGAAGCAGAGUGGUAUGACUCGGCAAGAUGUUAGGGAUACAGCUAGAUUGCAUAUCGGAGAUACGGGUCUGCUAGACUACGUGUUGAAGUCGAUGAACAAUGUGACUGUUGGGAAUGUUUUGGUUCAACGUUAUGUGGAUCCUCUUACAAGGAUUCUUCACUACACCAUACAGGAGCUUGGUGAAUGUAGUGAAGUGGUGGAACAGAAGAAAGAUCCUGUUAUUGAGGCGGUUCCUUUGAGGGUUGUCUCUGAAUCAAAAGCUGGAGGUAAUGUUCAUGGAGAUCAUCUGUUGUUACUAUACACAAAUGUGCUGUUGAACUACCCAAGCUCCGAGUCAGUGAGAGCUGCAGUUCAAGUAGUCCUAGACAGCAAACAUUUCAUAAAGGAGUGGCCUUUAUGGGACAGCGAUGACAAAAUGUUCCAAUUUGUUUGUCGUAUCAAUCCAAGUUUGAUUGAUAUGAGAACAGAACAGAUCACAGAGCUGCCUCCAGGUGAACUAGUCACAGUCUCGUUACAAGCCACAGUCUUUGAUCUAAAGCAAGCCAUUGAAGAGACUUUCAGAGAUACUUACUGCAUCUUGACAAACUUUGUGGUGAGCGAGAUCGAUGAGCUGAAGGAAGAUGAGGAUAGCGACUUGCUGUUUGGGAAACUCGAGUCUUGCUCUGCUUUGACUGUGAGAGGAUAUGGGAUUGAUUUGGAAUCGGAUCUGAAGUUUCAAGGUGGAUGUGACACAUGGAUGGUGAAAUGUGUUUGCAGAGCUAGAGAUGACGAUGGAGAGAGGAUGAUCUCGUGUGACGUAUGUGAGGUUUGGCAGCACACAAGAUGCUGUGGAAUAGAUGAUUCAGAUACUUUGCCUCCACUUUAUGUGUGUUCGAGUUGUUGUGAUGAAUUUGCAGAUCAACAGAAGAGAGUUUUGCUGCCCAAGUACGAGUUUCCGAAUCCAGAUCAGAUGCUGAUGAUUGGAGCAGCGGAUGAUUACUUCGGCGAAGAUGAGGGAUGUCUUGGAAUGAUAAUGUUUCCUUCAGAUAGUUUCGCUAGUGAGCAAUACAUUUUGUAAACCAUUUUUUUUGGAGCCAAACCAAAACACUGAUGAUUUUUUGUUUGUAGAUAAAUCAUUCUUUUGUAAAUUGUAAUGAAACCAAAAAGGGGAAAAAAACUGUAUAGACAUUUUUGUAUUAACGAAGCAAAAUGCUUUGUCACAAUUUGGUCUCUGGUUUUCCUAAACUUGUUUAGACUUCUAACCCAAAUGGAGUUCGGAUU